UAGUCCUCCAUGUUUUAUCUAGAAAUUAAAGUAGUGAUUAUUAUGACGGAACAAUACUUUCCAUCGGUUUAUUCAUAACAACUUGCUCGUCUCAUCAUGUCGGAAAAAGUUACGUGAAACUUGAGAAAUUAUUAGAAUUACAAAGUAAAAUAUAAUUAAUAUAGGCUUAUAUAAAUUAAUUAUAUAUGUUACAUACAGAUAAAGAUAUCCUUUACUUUUUCUUCAAUUGUGCAACGAAAUUAAUCGGCGCGAAAAUGACACGUAAAGAACCGAAACUUUGUAAACAUUUAUGAUGAUGCUUACUAACUAAAAAUAUUCUAUAAAUAUUUCACCUGCCUAAACGGUCGAGAACAGAAGAAUAAUGGAUUUGAAUUGUUAAAGAAUGACGCAUCAGAUGCUUUAAUAAAUAUAGUGUUUGUGGUAUUUGGAAGAAGAUGAAAUUUUAACAUAAGCGAAAAUUCAAUUACAAUUUCUGAUUCGUGUAUGUAAAGUGGAAAAAAAUACUGCAUUUAUAUUUUUAUAAAAAUAUUUUUUUUUGUACAAUGGACUCUGAGAGUUCUGUUAUAUUGGAAUCAUGCGGAGAACAUUCAAUUUUAAUUCAAACAGUAAAAGACAUGGUUAAUGUAAAUACACAUAAUGAAUUACAAAGUGAGGAAGGAAGAUUUUUUGUAGUAACAGAUGUUCAAGAUGAACAACAAAAUGUGAUAGAAGUUUCAAAUGAGCAAUCAACAGUAGGACAGUCUGAUGUACAAUUUUCCUGGUCUAAUUUAUGUAGAAUAUGUGCAAAUGUCAAUGAUCAUUUAAUCCCAAUAUUUGAAGGAGAAGGUCUGCAACAUGACUUAUAUAAUAAAAUACAUAAAUAUUUACCAAUAUGUGUAUCUGAAAAUGAUGCACUUCCAUUACAAUUAUGUUACCAUUGUGCUGCUACAUUAUUAGCAUGGCAUGAACUAUUAGAAGGAUGUCUGAAUGCAGAAAGAAGAUUAUUAGAGAUGCAAGAUGCUUUGCAAGAAAAACAGGGUAUAGAAGGAUUAGAAACUUCUACACAGGAUGCAACAUCUGCACCUAAUGCAACGGAAUCACUUCAGCAAGAAACUGUAAAGGAUGAAGUCUCUGGGAAUUCAGCUGUUAAUGAUUCAGACAGGUGGAAGACCGAAUCUGAUCCUGUUAUGCAAAUAUCGACGGCUGAAAGCGAAAGUACAAACGUUGAAGACGUAGAAUACAUCCAGUGCGCUCAAUGUGAUAUUGUUUUCGUAAAUAUGAAGUACCUUAUAGAUCAUAUGAACAGCGAGCAUGAAGCUCAAAUACAUUAUUGUCAGUAUUGUAAGCUAGUGUAUCAUGGUAAAGAUAAGGAUUUUGAGGAUCACAUAUCAAUGCAUGGUAGUAAUUAUAAUAAAUCAAAAGAUGCCACAGAAGAUGAAACUUCGGAAUGCACAAACGAGGUGAAAAAAAAAGACAAGAAUAAUGAAAAAUCUUUUAAUCAGGAUAUUGAAAAGCCUCCGUGUUACACUUGCAAUUUAUGCAAGAGAAAUUUCACAAAGAAGUGUGAAUUAAAAAAGCACAUAAACAGACAUUCCGACAUCAACCCGAUUCAAAAUUCGGAUGAGACAGAACUUGUAAAUAAAGCAAAACAAAUAAUUAAUGAUCGUGUCUCUUACAAAUGUGAAACGUGUAAAAAGGUCAUAUUUACAAAACGGGGAUUCCUACGCCAUAUUCGUGUCCAUUUUGAUAAACGGCCAUGUAAAUGUGAUUUAUGCGGUAAAUCCUAUCGUAUCGAACAAGACCUAGCUAGACAUAUACGAGACGUUCACGAAGGAUUAAAAAAAUAUGCUUGCGACAUUUGUGGUCGCGCGUUUGCGAAUAAAGGAGCGAAAGAUGAUCAUCGAAGGAUUCAUACCGGUGAACGUCCAUACGCAUGCGAACAUUGUCCAAAAAUGUUUCGAACUCUGAAUUCAAUUUACAUUCACAAUCGUGUACAUACGGAUUAUAAACCUCAUAAAUGUUCAUAUUGUGGAAAACAUUUUAGAAGCAGGCAGAGGUUAACUCAUCAUGAAACUACACAUACAGGUAUCAAAGCUUUUGCCUGCGAAAUCUGCGGUAAAACGUUUUCCGUCAAAGGAGAAGUUGUACGACAUCGUGCGAUACAUAACGAAGAAAAACCUUUCGAUUGUAAAUGCGGCAUGAAAUUUGGCCAGAAAAGAUAUCUGAGAAACCAUAUAAAACAACAUCACAAGGAAGCAUCUUCAUGGUUGUUAGCAGAAUUAUUGGGAAAUAAUUGAAGCACGGAACGUUGAAGUAAAUUAUGUCUUAUAAACAUUUUGGACGAGUAUUAUAAGAUAAAAUGUAUAGUUAGGUAUGUGUAUUUUACUUUAUUUCUUAUAUCGGUUUUAGAGAUUAAUCUAAAAUAUUACACAUCAAAAUUAAUGAGAUUAUAUUGUAGUGAAAUUGUAUGAAAUAUGAAAUAUUUACAUAUCCCUGUUACAUCUGUAGCAGUUGAAUUAUUUUAAAUUCAGUUAUGUAAAACAAAGAAAAAUUCAUUUAAAUGAAAAGAAAACAGAGCAAUGUAAAGUAAACAUAAAUAAUACUUUAUAGUUUAUUAUCAUUCUUUUUAUUGUUUAACAUAUUAUUACACAUUUAAUUAUGCAGUAUUAUUGCAAAAUCAAUAUCAAAUAUUUAGUUGUUGUAAUAUCAUAUUUCAGUUUCCAAAGUGUACAUAUAUGUAUCAUACAUAUAGUAAAAUACACAAAUAUGGUGAAUGUAAAUUUUAUAAUUAAGGCAAUUUUUAUAUAAAGGAUGUCUCAGGAAAUAUGCACUUUCUUAAAUCUAAUUGAAAUAAUAAAAGAACAAUAUAAAAUA
Bombus pascuorum is the source of this 2853-nucleotide messenger RNA. Its product is annotated as zinc finger protein 260-like. Gene Ontology annotation, molecular function: zinc ion binding; DNA-binding transcription factor activity, RNA polymerase II-specific; RNA polymerase II cis-regulatory region sequence-specific DNA binding. The transcript is spliced from 6 exons. The record is from RefSeq and is a predicted model, not a curated record. Gene Ontology annotation, cellular component: nucleus. Bases 543 to 2276 code for a protein of 577 amino acids. Gene Ontology annotation, biological process: regulation of transcription by RNA polymerase II. Lineage: Eukaryota; Metazoa; Arthropoda; Insecta; Hymenoptera; Apidae.